CGCUCGCGGCUCAAGGCAUUUCGACGACAGCUAGCGCCUAGCCCAGGGUACAUUUCCGGUCCUUGUCACUCUCGGCUCCUCGAUAACUGUUCCCAUUCUUUUCCGCUCGGCAUCCUUCGCAACUUUCAGCCACAUGGUACACAGCGGAAUCGGUUCCGUGAUAGAUAUUAUCAACUCGCAUUGGCAAGAAACGCGGCAUUCAACAGCUGUACAAACACGAGGCGGCUAUGUUCCUCGAUCCUGUCAUGACUCCAGCGGUCAAGGAAUGCGGUUCUUUCUGCUGCCCACUCUCUUUCCCACUUCCACCUUCCUUUCGCAAUGAGUUUCUUCCAAGAAGCCUGUCAGGUCUCGAUUGGACAGGGCACAUUUAGUGCGGUUACGGGAAACCAGAUAAAUAAUAUCUACAACCAGACUGUUGAGCGACAGGAGAGGAAACGUACGAUAUACGACGAGUUCCUUGAAAUCCGACGGGGAAGUAUCGUUAGGCUGCAGGACCUUGCUCGGAAAGAUUCCUUCACGUGCUGGAAUUCCACAUCACAAGAAUGCGAAAUUGAGUUUAGGGUCGAAAGAACAAUCAGCACUGCCAAGAUUCAUGGCGACAGCUCAUGUUUUACGGUGAUGUCGUAUAAGGGGCAGGAUGCACAAAAGGCAUGGAAAAAGGACUUUCGAGAGUUUUCUGAGACCACGAAUACGACAGCAAUGCAACUGUUUGGUAUUAACCGGUCGAGUGUGCCUCUGUUGAUAUUUCAUGGAGCGCUUGUGCCUCUCGCCCAUUUCUGGGAUAGGCUUGGAGACUUCGGGCGAGGGUAUGCCUAUACGUUCGCUUGGAUAUCAUAUUGUUUUCCAUCUGAGGUGUGGAUAGAUCCUGAGCACGGAACUUUGGUUCAUGGGGUGGAGGGGCCCAUUUCCAAUCUAUUUCAUUUUUACUUCCCUGCUGUAGAAACGAUGCCAUCAAAUGUCGAACUUCUUCUCCAGGAAGAUAUUUGCUUCCGCUACUUCUCUCGCUUCCCAUUGGUAAAGGAAUUCGACAGACGUGCCAUGGACAUACUGGACCUCUCGUGUGAGGUAGGACAAGAGAUAUCUCCAAUCAUGAAUCGACCCUAUGUCCUUUCUAGUAAGACAAAUUCCAUUGUCACAGUCGGACUCGGUGGAUCUUGGCAUGGAGAAGGGUGCCUCAACGACCGAGUCGUCAUGCCAGAUGGAAGAACAAGAUUCACUCUCACAGACACAGACUCGACUUUUGUUUUAUUGUUUGAUACGUUUGCCGAUCAGAAUACCUGGCACUCGCAGGCGUUGAGUGUCUUCCACAGGCUCGGAAUCUCGUUGGAUGAUGAUGAUUUGUCGACUUACAAGCUCAUCUCACCAUGCAUCAGAUUGAGAGGACUAACUGAAGACCUGCAGCGACACUCAGAAGGUCCACCCAUAUACAUGUUCCUCCAUCCGCUAGCCGGAGGUGAUUCACUCAUACCCACCCACACCUGGUCUUAUGACGAAAAUGGAGAAAUAUCCAUUCCACACCAUCAUGGCGAAUACCUUGGUCUACCCACCAAGCUUAGUGUGGAGCACUCCAAAGGCUACAAAUAUUGCUGGCCUAGCGAGACAUAUAAAGCCAACCGCAAAUGGCAGACUGCAAGAGGUUUCGAUCCAAUCACCACUGACUUCGCAUGUCAUCUCAAAUAUCCCAUAUGGGAAGUCAGGCUAUCAGAAUCAGGCCGGUUUGAAGAACUCGCAGACCCCUCCAAAGCAUUGACUUUUGCGGAAAGUCCACGCAAGGAUAUUGAAGGUCAAUCCGUGAUUGGUUCAUUUUGGUCAGGCCUCACCGCUCCGUUCACAUUCGCCGCCGACGAGGACUCAAAAAUUUCGGUAGUAUUGAUGUAGUCAGAACGAUGGAAGG
This is a messenger RNA of Marasmius oreades (fairy-ring Marasmius), 1894 nucleotides long. RefSeq lists its product as uncharacterized. The record is from RefSeq and is a predicted model, not a curated record. NCBI's taxonomy places the organism in Eukaryota, Fungi, Basidiomycota, Agaricomycetes, Agaricales, Marasmiaceae. Bases 319 to 1878 code for a protein of 519 amino acids. The transcript is spliced from 10 exons.